Molecule: messenger RNA, 1571 nt
Organism: Chiloscyllium plagiosum (whitespotted bambooshark)
Lineage: Eukaryota; Metazoa; Chordata; Chondrichthyes; Orectolobiformes; Hemiscylliidae
Gene: polr1f
Product: RNA polymerase I subunit F
Biological process (GO): DNA-templated transcription initiation; transcription elongation by RNA polymerase I
Cellular component (GO): RNA polymerase I complex
Source: RefSeq, a predicted model, not a curated record
CAUUGCCUGAGGCAGAAUAAAAGGGAAUUUUAUAUUUUUAUUAAAAGAAGUACAGGGUAAGUAGCAUCCAGUAAUUACAGAGGGCUAGCAGGAACGCACUGGAUGGCCUCCUUCAGCACUGGAACUCUUCCAAAUGGACAGAGAGUAAGAUUGAAUGUAAUAACAAGUUGUCUAACUUGUCCAAAGACCUGAAGCUAAUGUCUCUCUCUGACUGGAGACCAGCGUCACCUGGUGGCCAGAAACUCGCUUUACGACGGCACGGCGCGGCGCCCCUCCGCUUUACGGCAGCAACGGCAGCAUGGCGAAUGGUGGUCAGGAGGACGGUGCGGCCCCCCGGGGAGGAGGAGGCCAAGGACAAGGCCAGCAGCUCUCCUUCAGCCAGGCCUGCGCCCUUAUCCAAAGCCCGUAUUCGUGCCUGGUGCUGGACACCUGCCGGAGGCACAUCACCCUGGCCCCGGUGUACCUGAAGCGGCAGAGAUCCGGCAUCGAGAAGCAGCUGCGGACGGAGUUACUGCGGUUCUCCGAGAGUCUGCAGGGUGUCCCAAUUGCUUUCGAUAAAGUCAGAUUAAUUGGUGAAUUGGGUGACAUCUAUGAUGACCAAGGAUAUAUCCAUCUCAAUAUUGAAGCAGACUUUGUUAUCUUCAGGCCUAAAAUUGGACAGAAGCUGAUGGGUAUCGUAAAUAAAGUUGCUCCAAGUCAUCUUGGCUGUCUGGUACAUGGGUGUUUUAAUGCUUCAAUACCCAAACCACACAAGGCAAAUGGAACUUGGCCAGGUUUUGCAGUAACAGUGGGUGAUAGCUUGAAAUUUGAAGUUCUGCAGCUGGAUGCUGAUGUCGCUGGUGUACUGUGCAUUCGAGGACAGUUGCAUUUAAGGUUGCAGGCAACAUGUGUGGAUUCUGAAGGAUCACUUCAAGAUAAUACUGGAGAACAAAAUGAUGGGAUAGUACGGAAAAAGAAAAAGAAAAAGAAAAAGAAGAAAGAUGAAACAUGUGACGGAGAAGUUGAAGAGACUCUGAAUUAUGAGAUUUCAGACAAGAAUUGCCAUGAAGACCAAAUGGGAAGCACUGAAGUAAUUUUAGACAGUAAGAAACACAAAAAGAAAAAGCGGAAGACAGCAGAACUAGACGCAGACACUGAAACCCAUGGGCGGGAUGACAGUGAUUAUUUCAGUGACAAAGCAGUUAAGAAAAAGAAAAGAAAAUUGUCUGUGGAUGAUUCAGAACUUUCUGGUUACGCGCAAAAAGCAAAAUGCAAAAAGAAAAAUGUUGAAAAAUAUAUUUAACUGUAUAUGUAGUUCAAAUAUUCCUUGAAUAUUGCCUUGCAGAUGAUUUGCUUACUCUGCAUUUUUACUUUGCGAUUCACUUAUUGUAUUUUUGGGGGGCAUAUUCUGAAGAAUGUAUAAACUUCUACAAAAAGUAUUGAUUUUUGUUGCUUCAGUGAUGUUUGUGUUACAAAUGAAUGAGCAUUUGGCUCAUGCUCCAAGGAUGGAGUGAAAUGUAAAAGGAAUUAUCUAAUGAAAUUUUUAUAGUUAUUGGUUUCUUAAUGACAUUAUUAAAUAGCAGCUGUGUAUA